Molecule: messenger RNA, 5437 nt
Organism: Gigantopelta aegis
Lineage: Eukaryota; Metazoa; Mollusca; Gastropoda; Neomphalida; Peltospiridae
Exons: 3
Coding region: 236-2086 (616 amino acids)
Source: RefSeq, a predicted model, not a curated record
UUUCCCGUGCGUUCAACCCAGAAAUAACUGUUUCAGCGAGUUACUCGUUGACUUUCUCAAACUGUGUGUUUCUUUUUAACCGUUUCUGGAAUUUGUGAUCGUCAUGGACACGAAGGCGUGGCAAAGGGUAUUGUACAUGACAAAAGUAGUGAUUUUUUAAAAACAAGGAAAGGGCAGAAAGGGCAGAACGAAGGUGUCCUAGGAUGGUCACAUGACAGACUGCUAAAGACAAAAGAUGGAGGACAAUUUGAAAGGGGAGCUAAGUUGCCCCGUGUGCAUGGAACUGUUUUCCCGCCCGCUGAGACUGGCGUGCGGCCACUCAUAUUGUCGCAACUGUUUGCUGGCCAUGGCGAAACGGUCCGUGCCCGGCGCCAUCUGUUGUCCAGAGUGUAGACGCGUUUUCCACAUUCCGUCUACUGGAGUAGACUCGUUCCCCGUCGACUUCAAGCUGUCCAAGCUGGUCGACGUGUUCAAGAAGAUGGAAGAGACUUAUGGGACGGGUGCGGAGCAGACGACACAAAACUCGAAUGUGGACUCUACAGCAAAAGAACGUGGAGUCAUAGCAGAUCAUGUUUCCAUCACACGACAAGAUGAAGAAAACGAACCAGACCGCCUAACAGACGCCAGCUCCAAUCCUCGGGGUACGACUGACGAUUCAGCAGCUACAAGUGAUCGUCCUGGUAACAGUCCGACAGACAUCACAGCAGCAGACGACAUCACUGGGGAUUUGCGUCAGACGUCCUUUCUCUCUUCUGGUACAAAUCUGCAGGAUACUGAGACACGACCUAACGAAUCUGAGACAUCGGGAGGCAGACGUUUGGCCGGAGAAAGUGACGACACUGGGACGGUACCUUCCGAAUUAGAAUUGUCCAGAAGAAGACCUCCAUCAGUUGAAAGCGAUGGUUUCGUGGUAGUACCCAAUGAGCCAGAGAGCUCUAGAAUCAGACGACCGGCCAGAGUUGUGACUCAGCAUUCUGACGACAGUGAUGAUGACAACUCUGGUCCUCGUGAUCAGCCUGGUGGACUUGGCAGGAGAAGACGUAAGAACAAGGUGCUACGGUUCUUUUCCUCCCUGUUAUCUUUGUCUUCCUCGGACGAUGAGGGGUGGGGAAGUUCGUCUAGUUCCUCUUCGGAUUCUAAUAUUUAUCGUCUUCCAGAAAAAAAUCUUCCACCUCUUAGUGAUGUUCGUUCAGAUCAUACUGCAGUACCUAGUGCAGACGGAGCUGCCGUAGAUAUAGAUAGAGAAACUAGUUUUGGUGGUAGAAGACCUGCGAAUACAGAUAGAACAACUGGAAGACAAGGUGGGUUAACAAUAAAUCCAGCUGGUUCUGAAAAUGGAAACAGAAAUAGCCCAAAUGUUUCCCGAGAUGUACUAACAUCUGGUGGAAACACGGGAUCUGCUGGUGAUAUAGAAACAGCAGCUGUUAGCAAUGUGUCAGCUGUCAGGGCAGAUGUAGAAUCUGGUAGUGAGUGUACAACAUCUGGUGCAGUUCCAGACACAUUCUCUUCUCCUGGUAAUGUCGGAACUUCGACUUGUGGACUUGCAGCAACAUGUAGUGGCGUUCCAGGACAUAUUGCUGGAGAAGGAGUAAAUUCUAAUAACGACAUGAUUAGAGGAGUUAAACCAGUAGCUAGUUUUAGUGGAUUAAGAACUGCGGCAACUGCUAGUGAACUUAGUGAUAUAGCUUCUAGAGGCACAAUAGCUGCUGAAAGAGAAAUAUCUAAUUCUGAAGCAAAUGUGGCCUCAGCAACACCAUCAGUUUCGUUUGUACACAGUACUCAAACACAUCCAAUAGCAGGGAGCGUGGCUGCUGCUGCUGAUACAACCGGGGGAAGCCAGCAGGACGUAAUGGCAUCAUCGAUGCCAAUAUCAUCGCAGCAGAGAACAGCGAGAAGGGUGGUGCACACAAAGAAGAAGAAGAAGCGAUCGCUGUUUUCGUUUUUUAAUUCGUCUUCCUCGUCACUUUCCGAGGAGGAGAUUCGUAAGGCGUACGGUUCGGACGACGAUCUGCUGACCGACCACACGGGAAGUCGUCUGCGCAUGCCUCCACGUCAGGACGAUGAUGACGAUGGACUUAUUCAGUAAAGGAUCGGAUUCAGUUUGGUGAUGAACCUGUAUGUUUGUACACGGUAGGAUAUAUAUAUAUUGCAGGGGUACAUGUCCAAGAGUCUGUUCGCAGAAGACACGAUUAUGGGGGUUAAUUUAUCUGGGGUCUGUUUGGAGAGAGCAGGAUUUCAGGACUAAUUGUCGUAGAGUCUGUUUUGAGAGGAUAGGAUUGCGGGGUAUAUACAGUCAACCAGAAUUCCCCCAAAACCGGACAUUUUUAACGGUCCUUUUUAAAAAUCGAUUCAGAACUUAACCUCUCAAAACCGGAUACCUCUUAAUACCGGACAUUUUACUUGGUCCUGAGGGUGUCCGGUUUAGAGGGGUUUCACUGUACCUCAAAGCCUAGCUACAGGUAUGGAGAAGUCGGGAUGUUGAGGAAAGUAAUUGUGUUGGAGUCUGAAGAGGGCAUUGUUAUGGGCUAAUUUCUCUGGGGUGUGGUAGAAGAGGACAUGAUUUCAGGGUAGAUACCUCAGAGCCUGUAGUGAGAAGAAAUGGUGGUAGUGGAGGUGUUUGUCCAGGAAUCUGUUUUGAGAGGGUAGAGUCAUGGGGCAGUUUCUCUAGGGAUCUGUUUCAGGAGGACAGGAUUGCAGGUAGAUACCCCAGAACCUGUAGGGAGAAAAUGUAGGUAUGGAGAAGUCGGGAUGUUGGGAAAAGUAAUUGUCUUGGAGUCUGAAGAGGGCAUGCUUAUGGUCUAAUUUUUCUGGGGUGUGUUAGCAGAGGACAUGAUUGCAGGGUAGAUAUCCCAGAGCCUGUAGUGAGAAGAAAAGGUGGUAGUGGAGGUAUUUGUCCAGGAAUCUGUUUUGAGAGGGUACAGACGUGGGGCAAUUUCUCUAGGGAUCUGUUUGAGGAGGACAGGAUUGCAGGUAAAUACCCUAGAACCUGUAGGGAGAAGACUGGGGGUGGGAGUUAUUUGUCCAGGAGUCUGUUUGUAGAGGGAACAAUCAUGGGGCAGUUUCUCUAGAGGUCUGUUUUGAGAGAACAGGAUUGCAGGGUAAAUACUCAGGAGCCUGUAGGGAGAAGACUGGGGGGGGGGGGGGGGGGGGGGGGGGUGUCCAAAAGUCUGUUUGGAGAGGGUACACUCAUGGGGCAAUUUAUCUAGAGGUCUAUUUUGAAAGGACGUGAUUGCAGGUAGAUACCCCAGAACCUGUAGGAUGAAGACGGGGUGGUAGAGGAGCUAUUUUUCCAAAAGUCUGUUUGCAGAGGGUACAAUCAUGGGGCAAUUUAUCUAGAGGUCUAUUUUGAAAGGACGUGAUUGCAGGUAGAUACCCCAGAACCUGUAGGAUGAAGACGGGGUGGUAGAGGAGCUAUUUUUCCAAAAGUCUGUUUUGAGAGGGUACAAUCAUGGGGUCUGUUUGAAAAAGAAGAAUUGCAGGGUAAAUACUAGUACCUCAGAGCCUGUAUAGAGAAGACGGGGUAGUGGGGGUAAUUGUACCGGAGUCUGGAAAUGCUGUGUUAUCCAGGAGAAGCUUGGUUUGCCUUGGGAUCUCUUUGGAGACAGCAGUAUAAUUGUUCAAGUGUCUUUUUGAAAAGGGCUGAAUUCUUCGAUAGUCUAGUUUCGAGAGAUCAGGCUUGCGGGGUAUUAUCUCUGAAGUCUGAUUGGGGCGGGUUGGGUAGCGAGGUGACUGCCCCAAAGCUAUGAGUGCAACCGUUCAUUUUCAUUUUAACAUAUGUUCAUGGUUUUAUUCAAUACUAGUAGUCACUGGGAAGGGUGUGGGGGGGGGGGGGGAGGGUGACUGAGAUCGAGGGUGCAAAGCAAAGUUUCUAAGGGGUUCGGGGUUAUGUUCCCCCGUAAAAUGUUUAAAAACUAGAUGCCCUGAAAUGCAAUUUACUGCAUUCUACAAUUAAAAUUCACCUUUGUCUUAAGAUUUACGAAGCGAUUUUAGCGGUACGAUCACCUUAAGUGCAUAGCUACCUUAUGGAGUUCAGAUUAUCUUAACGCUAAGAUCGCUUCGUGGAACGGAGCGGAGGUGAAGUGGAUUGUUCAGUCAGUUCCCCAUUCCACCCAUCCCCCCACCCCCACCCCCGAGCUGCAGGAAUAUAUCAAAAGUCGUGGUAACUGUUAUUGAUAAGGAGAGAAAUACUGUUUGGUAAUAUUGCAUAACAAACAUCUCCGUGCAUAUUGUUGCUUUUAGCUUGAGACUGUGAUCGGUUUGUUUUUAUAUAUAUAUAUAUGUUAAUUAUGCUUGGCACACGUGGAAGCAGGUGAAAUUCAUCGGAGAUCACGUGGUUUAUUAUAAUAUGCUUUCAGGACCGUAGCUAGGAUUUUGUGUGUGGUGGGUGGGUGCAGGGUGGGAGGAGGUGGAGGUGAAUUCUUGGAACGAUCGAGCAUGGAAGGCGCAAGACACAUGGGGGUUCGGUUGCAUGCACCUUCCCCCCUCUCCGAAAUUUUGAAAUCUAGAGGCUCUGCAAGACCAUUUUGCAGCCAUUUCAGGGAUGUUACAUACUUAAAACGUCAAUAUCAAUAACCAGUAAAUUGAUUUUUUGUCACCCUUGCACCACCACCACCCCUACCACACACACACACACACACACACACACACACACACACACACACACACACACUCCACUAGCUACGGCCCUGGCUUCUGCUCGGCCAAUUGAACUGUAUGGAUUUAUUUUUUUUAUCUACCUCUGCAUGUGUACAGGCAUGUUACGCAAAACGUAUUCCAUGUUUUUAUUCAGGUGUGGGUUUAAAUGGGAGUGUCAUUUAAAGAGGCAGUCGCACAGUUGCAUAGCGACCAAUUUUUUAAAUUCAUAUUCAGCCGCGGAUGCAGUAUUUCUGAAAGGGGGUCCAAAUCUGAAGUGGGGGGGGGGGGGGGGGUCAAGUGUGAUAUUAUUAUUUAAGCAUUUAGAACAGUUAAUAUAAUCACGUUUCCCCUUAAAGGUUAUGGGCGGUUUUCAAAGGGGGGGGGGGUCGGACCUCUGGACACCCCUGGAUCCGCUACUGAUAUUUCUUGUGGAAUGUAAUGAUUAUACCUUUGAUUAAUGCCCACAAAAAUUUCUAGAAAUAAUUUUAUUUAAUACUAUUUAUAAAUGGCAUGAUGGCAUCACAAUUCUUUGUUUGAAUUUGGAUCAAUUAUUAACAUUGACAAAACAACUAGAUGCCAUUCCAGUGGAUAUGUGAUGAAUAUUCUCUAUUUAUUUUAUAUUUUUCAUCAUUGGUUUAUAAGGAAACCAAUGUUUAACUAUGCGAAUGCUCAUUUACGAUAAUCCAGUGCCUUAUUUUCUUUGCAUUUUAUGAUAUGGCAGUAUUAUAACAGACAACUAUGCAUAUACAAUAAUAAUAUUAUACAUGUAUAACGAAUAUUUGUUAUUAAAAUUUGGUUUGCU